GCCUCCACGGCGGCUGCGCGGCGCAGGUGAGAGGCGGCGGCGCAGGUGAGAGGCGGCGGCGCAGCUCCUGCGGAAAUGGAUGACUUGGAGUCAGAGUUUAAUCUGAAAGUCGUCCUGGUCAGUUUCAAGCAGUGUCUCAAUGAGAAGGAAGAGGUGCUGCUGGACCACUACCUCGCCAGCUGGAGGGGGCUGGUCAGGUUCCUGAACAGCCUGGGCACCAUCUUCUCGUUCAUCUCCAAGGACGUGGUGGCGAAGCUGCAGAUCAUGGAGCAGCUGUGCGGUGGCCCCCAGCGGGAGCACUACGGCACCCUGCAGGCCAUGGUGGCCUACGAGGUGGGCAGCCAGCUGGUGGACCUGGAGCGGCGCUCCCGCCACCCCGACUCGGGCUGCCGGACGGUGCUGCGGCUGCACCGCGCCCUGCACUGGCUGCAGCUCUUCCUGGAGGGCGUCCGCACCAGCCCUGAAGACGCGCGCACCGCCGCGCUCUGCACUGACUCUUACCACGCCUCGCUGGCCGCCUACCACCCCUGGAUCAUCCGCCGGGCCGUCACCGUGGCCUUCUGUGCACUGCCCACACGCAAGGUCUUCCUGGAGACCAUGAAUGUGGGGUCCCCCGAGCAGGCCGUGGAGAUGCUGGGCGAGGCCCUGCCCUUCAUUGAACGCGUCUACGACAUCUCCCAGAGGCUCUACGCCGAGCACGCCCUGCUGGACCUACCCUAGGGGCUGGCGGGCCCAGGUGGGGUGGGCUUCCCCUAAUCCAGAGCUGGGUGGGGGCAGCCGGGACCCAUCAGUCCCACUGUGGAACUUUCUGGGUCCCCCUGUGAGCUGAGCUUGUCGGGAGCCACUCAGAGCCUCCAGCCACUGCAGGCAGGCUUCACGGAGAAGGCAGACGCUGGCCGUCUGCUCCACGCCCGGCCUCUCCUUUGCCCGAGCACCUCAUCUUUACCCUCAGCUAAGUUACACCCGUGUCCAGUCAGGCCUCUCCCGGGUGGAUGAAGUGCAGGAAGCAGGCAGUGGGGGGCAGGAUCAGGGCUCAUGGAAAAGCUGCCCCUGCCUGGGGGUCAAGUCUGUGAGCUACGGGGAGUCAUGGGGCCCAGGACGCAGUGUCUGCCCAGCUGGGCUGCCUUGGGCCCCUCUGUAACGGCUGGCUGUCCCCAGGACAGGGAGAGAGUCCUGGGCAGGGGUCAGCACUGCAGGCUUUCUCCCCGCCCCUCGCCGCCUCCUCAGUCAGGGGCCCACGUGUCCUCGGCAGUGACAGCAGGACCUGAAGCCCCGAGGGAAGGCCUGCCCUGCUGCCACCGCCCUGCACACAUGCCAGCGGCCGCCUGCAGCCUAGAGUCUGCACAGCACAGCCCGAGAGCCCCCAGGAUCCCAGGACUCCUCUGGGCCAGUGCUGGCCUCUCCCUCCCCAGCAUCCAGCGAGAUGCCAUGUUCCCUCUUCCCUGCCCCUUACUGCUCCAUCCCUGUGGAGCUCAGGAGACCCAGGAUGACAUAGCACAAGGGAGGGGGCCUCGACCGCUUUGCCUCAGUGACAGGCUGGCAGGUGGCCACACCCAGCCCGGCCAUCACCCAGUGCUUGGGGGCCUGGCCCCACCCGCUGCCUCUUCGCUGUGAGGCCAGGACCUCAGGUGCCAAGGGGACAUUAUUCACCAUGAAGCAAAUGUACAUAAGUGCAAGCUUUCAGGCACCCUUAGAAGCUGUAAUACGGGUGAUGGGUUUUCCAAAAUAAAUAAACUGCACUUAGCAGAA
Balaenoptera musculus (blue whale) is the source of this 1749-nucleotide messenger RNA. RefSeq names its product ceramide-1-phosphate transfer protein (gene CPTP). Gene Ontology annotation, biological process: ceramide transport; intermembrane lipid transfer. NCBI's taxonomy places the organism in Eukaryota, Metazoa, Chordata, Mammalia, Artiodactyla, Balaenopteridae. Gene Ontology annotation, cellular component: cytosol; cytoplasm; membrane. Bases 76 to 720 code for a protein of 214 amino acids. Gene Ontology annotation, molecular function: ceramide 1-phosphate transfer activity; ceramide 1-phosphate binding. The transcript has 3 exons. The record is from RefSeq and is a predicted model, not a curated record.